AUGAGAAGUGCAGACUUAAAAAAUAUUAUCGUUAACCAUGCCCCUAAUCAUCAUUCCAAAAAUCCUGGUUGGGAAUACUUUCCAUCUUCUUAAAUUAAAUGUUAAGUAGAAGCAGCCUAAAAAAAAGAAUUAGCCAAACCAACUCCACCAUCUAUUAAAAUCAAAACUCUAGAAUUAAAAGCAAAAUACACUGAUAAGACCAAACCUAAACAUAUAUUUAAAAAGACUGAUUUAAAGGAAAUUGCAAAAAAGAAGAGAGAUGAGUUAUAAAAUUGGAUAACAGAGGAAAAUAAUCUAAGAAAAGGCAUCUAGAAAUAACAUAAAUGCAAGCCAGCCCCUUCUGUAAAAGAAGAUGAACCUAAUGAUUAAUGGCCUGAAAUGAACGAAGAUUAAUAAUAAGAAAAUAAUGAUUAAAACGAAGAAUAAGAAGAAUAAGAAGAAGCAGAAUAAAAUUAAAGUUAAUAGGAAGAAUAAAAUGAAAAAGUAAAGAGUAAGAAGAUAGAUGAUGAAGAUUAAGAAGAAGGUUAAGGUUAAGAAGAAGAAGAAUAAGGUAAAUAAGAUUAUGAAGAAGAAUAAUAAGGUUAAGAUGAAUAAGAUAAUUAAGAUUAAUAAGAAGAUUAAUAAGAGAAAUAAGAUGAAUAAGAAGAAUAAUAUUAAUAAGAUGAUUAUGAAUAAGAUGAUCAAUAAUUUAAUGAAUCUCAAGCAAAUUCAAAAAUUAAGUCAAAGUAAUCUAAUAAAAUAGAAAACUCACAAAGUUCGAACUCUUAAAAAUAAAGUUAAAGAUAUAGUUAAAGCAAUAAUAAAAGCAAUAUUUAAAAAGAUGUCAACUUAGAAAUAAAUGAAAACAAGAGUGAAGUAAAAUCUAUCGUUUCUAACUCAUUUGUUAAGAAUUAAUCUAAGGUCAUUAACAAAUCAGUGAAUACAAGUUCAUUAAUGUUUUAUAAAUCACAAGUUGCAGAUCAAAUGAGAUCUUUGAUGGAUGAAUUUGAAUGA
Molecule: messenger RNA, 993 nt
Organism: Paramecium tetraurelia
Lineage: Eukaryota; Ciliophora; Oligohymenophorea; Peniculida; Parameciidae
Exons: 2
Source: RefSeq, a predicted model, not a curated record